Messenger RNA from Hemicordylus capensis (graceful crag lizard), 942 nucleotides. Its product is annotated as urokinase plasminogen activator surface receptor-like. The coding region runs from base 1 to 942 and encodes 313 amino acids. NCBI's taxonomy places the organism in Eukaryota, Metazoa, Chordata, Lepidosauria, Squamata, Cordylidae. The transcript is spliced from 7 exons. The record is from RefSeq and is a predicted model, not a curated record.
AUGAAAGCAGCCACUGAGCUCACCGUCUUGAUUGCCUUGUUGGCCACAGCUCAAGGCCUGACUUGCCACAAGUGCCUGGGGACCCGAGAGAACUGCACUGACUCAUGGCAAGUCUGCAGCAGCAAUGAGACCGUUUGUGUGGAGGAGACCCGAGCGGCCUAUGGACCCAUAAGUGAGACCCUGAAGAGAGGAUGCAGCACACUUCAGUACUGCCAGUCGUACUUCUCUGUCCGGAGGGGCUUUAUAUCUCGAAGCAUCUACUGCUGCUCCGGUGAUCUGUGUAAUCUCAUCCCCUACAAUGUCACUUACAGCAAAGAACACAACGGCGUUGAGUGUUACAGCUGCAUUGGCAGCCUGGAGGAGUGUGGCGGGGCAGAGAUCCCAACUGCCCAAUGCAGAGGCAAAGAGAAUAACUGUGUCGAAAUUUCCCGCCAGUGGCUACCAGAAACUGGCUCAGUGGAGCCCAUAAUCAAAGGCUGUGCGGACUACCCCAAAGAGGAAAUGCUGUUAGCAUACAGCAUCGGAAGCAGGACCAGCUACGCGGCCAUCCGGGUUUGUGAAGGAUCUAAAUGCAACAACAGGUCUUUCACAGAGCUUCCAGUAGGAGAGCUUAAUGGGCUGGCAUGUUACAGCUGCCUGGAUGCGGGGAACGGAGAAUGCUAUACAGAAAACCUGCAGCCGAUGAACUGCACGGGGACCAUGGACCGAUGCAUGACCAUCACAGACUACGUCCGCCAUUCCAGAAUCCGGGCCGGGUGCGCCAACCAGCAGCUCUGCCGACCCACAGCCUUCUACGGAGCCCUGAUGCCCAAACUGCCUGCCAGUUACGUGGCCUGCUGCCAAGGUCCCUUCUGCAAUGGAGGGCAGGCCCAGGGGCCCAGAAGAGGAUGGGGGGUCCUGCUUGCCCUGCUGGUGGCCCCACUGCUCAUAGCACUGGACUAG